Molecule: messenger RNA, 801 nt
Organism: Pseudoliparis swirei
Lineage: Eukaryota; Metazoa; Chordata; Actinopteri; Perciformes; Liparidae
Gene: hyal3
Product: hyaluronidase 3
Biological process (GO): hyaluronan catabolic process; carbohydrate metabolic process
Cellular component (GO): acrosomal vesicle
Molecular function (GO): hyalurononglucosaminidase activity
Source: RefSeq, a predicted model, not a curated record
AUGGUUAUGUCUCUCCUCUUCCUCCUCUUCCUCUCUGCCCUCUCCUGCACCUCUCUGUCACCAACCUCCCCCCAUGGAGUCGUCCUCCCCCACGCCCCUGCCAUCCUGCAGGACAGGCCCUUUGUUGUGGUGUGGAACAUGCCCACGGCCCGCUGUCACCAGCGCUUCAACGUCCAUCUGGAUUUGGGCCGCUUUGAUAUAGUGGAGAACCGACAGCAGCUGAACCUGAAUGUGUGGUCAGAUAAAAGCUACACCGGACGCUGCCAGGGGGGCACCAAGGACCAAAAUGGCCGCCUGUCCUGGCUCUGGCAUCAGUCCACUGCUCUCUAUCCCAGCGUCUACCUGCCUCAAAGGCUGGCAGGAUCUACGGAGGCCGUGCUGAUGGUCAGGUACAGGAAACCAGAAAGCAUGAAGAGAUAUUCGCCCACGUCAAACCUGUUAGAAACAGCCAACCUCCUUUACAUGACUGCCAACCAACUGCUCUGCAUGUGGGAGUUAGUUAAAGGACAAUCACUGAGGUCCGACACGAAGCGCUGCAGCCCCCAACUUUGCCACGGCAACGGCCGCUGCGCCAGACGACGCCCCGGCUCUGGUCGCAUGGUCGCCUCAAGUCCAGCCACGACCUCUGACUCCAAUGAAAUCAACAUUGGCUCCUUCAACGGCAAACAUUUUCACAAGCACUUCUUGUGUCGGUGCUACCCGGGCUGGACCGGGCAAGAAUGUCAAGGGGAAGAGGACGAAAAUCGGCAGGAAUCCCGAAGUGUGGAGUCCGAAGAGUCCGGUGGAACAAGCGGAGAGUGA